AUGUCAAAUAUAACAACAAUGACACUGCCUCCUGAAGCAUGUCAUCGAAUAGUCCAUUGGACGCGUCGAUGCGAUCUCACUGCGCUGUGCCUGACUAGCAAGUCGCUUCAGAAAUCUGCAGAGAUCAGGCUAUACGAGGUUAUCAUGUCCGGUGAUAUCAAUGUCAUUUUUCGAGCGUGCGAGAGCAUCGUAUCGCAGGAGCGCCUGGGCCCAUACGUCCGCUCCUUCUAUCUCUACCUGAAUGCAAGGCGCACUCAAACAGAGCUGCCCACUCGCUUCUGGAAUAUGGUACAGAAAGCACUUUGGAAAAUGCGUUGUCUGGACGUGCUUUACAUUGAUGAUCCAGCCCGUGCUAAUUCUUGGAUUUUGAAUGACAUCCCAAAAAUUCCGUUUCAGCUCCGAGAAGCAAACUUUCGCCUCCCGUGGAAUCGACACGUCAUAAAGUUCCUGGAGAGCCAGAACAAGCUUAGGCAGUUCCAUAUUUCGGGCGGCAUCGAUGAAGAUGCUCCACAAUUUGAAGAUGGUAGCUUGCCUGACCUGUGCACCUUCGAUGGACACCUCGCUUCAGCCAUGCAUUUACUUUCUCUUCCUUGCUGCCUUCGCCAUCUUCGCAUACCUUUGGAUAGAAGCACUAACAAGCAGCUUUUGGAUUUUAUUCCCAAACUCUCUACCCUCUCGCGAACUCUCCGUUCACUGAAUAUCAUUCAUAUUCCCGAGGAAUUGUCGGUGGAAGCGAUCAAGCUCAUUUCGUUUGUGUGCCCUGACCUUCAUUAUGUUGGAAUUAUCCCAUUACCAAUGACUUUUCCCCACCGCAGCAUGAUUCAUGACGCUCUUUUGGCUAUGCAUAACCUACGAGAUCUCGAAAUCGAUGUAUCGCGAUGGUCGCCUCUACCCAAUACAGGUUCACUGCAACGCAUGCUUGCAACUGAACUCCACACAUACUGCCCUUCUAUAGAGCACAUCGUUCUCCGCACAGGAAGCAACCGAACAUUGUGGUAUUUCGACGGAAAUGAGUGGAAUAUUCGUUCAGAAAACGGGCAACAUCUGCUCGUCGAUGGAUUAUGGAAGAAUAGAUGA
Messenger RNA from Suillus fuscotomentosus, 1077 nucleotides. RefSeq lists its product as uncharacterized. Bases 1 to 1077 code for a protein of 358 amino acids. The transcript is spliced from 2 exons. NCBI's taxonomy places the organism in Eukaryota, Fungi, Basidiomycota, Agaricomycetes, Boletales, Suillaceae. The record is from RefSeq and is a predicted model, not a curated record.